Messenger RNA from Branchiostoma belcheri (Belcher's lancelet), 6407 nucleotides. RefSeq lists its product as uncharacterized. Lineage: Eukaryota; Metazoa; Chordata; Leptocardii; Amphioxiformes; Branchiostomatidae. The record is from RefSeq and is a predicted model, not a curated record. The transcript has 10 exons. The coding region runs from base 2631 to 6176 and encodes 1181 amino acids. Gene Ontology annotation, molecular function: protein binding.
UUCAUCAAUUCGACUGUUUGUUCUUUUUUUACAUGUAUUCUUGGUUAGUGUUUUGCAUUGUUUAGUAAUAUUAGUUUUAUUGGUAUAAGCGGCGGCGCCAACAUAAGUUACCUAACUUGAGCCGGUCGUCACUUUAUCGUGUAUCCUUAUUUCGUUUAUUGUAUGCUGAAUAAAUAACGACCGAAGCAGGAUUGGCCGCGCUGCGUCGUAUUUUGUUCUACCGACCCGUAAAAAAGAAUUCAAAAACCCAAAAUCGAGAACACCGCCGUCUGUUUUGAUCUGUGGAUCCGAAAAAAAAAACCUGGCGACUCCACGAUCUCAAAAACCAACGCAGGGCUCGGGCUAGGAGCGCAUGGCGACAUAUUUUGUUUUGCCGAUCUGAAAAAAUGACGACUCCUCAAUCUAAAUCCAACAACCAACGCGUGGUUGACCACUCGUCGCAAUACUUUGUUCUGCCGACCCGCAAAGAACUAAGUAAACCAGUCCACAAUCUGAACAACCAACGCCACAGGACUGAGUAAAAGAAUAGAGGACUCAAAAAUGUGUUCCAACCCACGCAGGAUUGAGCGCAAGGCACCGUAUUUUCUUCCGCCGAUAACAAAACAAAACAAAAAAAAAACUGACGAGUUCAUAAUCUUUACAACCGAAGCAGGAUUGGGUGCAUGGCGCCUUUUUUGUCCUGCCGAUUCUCGAAAUCACAUCCAAAUUGUUCUGUCGACCCGCAAAAGAACUGGUAACUCUACAAUGUCAAGAAACAAAGCAGGCAAGUUCAGCACACGGCACAGCAUGUUUUUCGAUCCGCCUAAGACUUGAUGGAGACAUCAUAAUCUCAACAACCAACGCAUUUUGUUCUGUCAAUCCGCAAAAGAACUGGCGACUCCACAAUCUCAACAGGAAUAGGCUUGCUACACCGUACGUAUUUUGUUCUUUAUGCUGAGGUCACAAUUCCCACACGGGGCCCAGGCCGGCCAGCUUUUGGAAACGAAAAAUAUGGUAUAAAAGACACUAUUUCUGUAUAUUUUUGAUAUGAAUUCUUAAUUUUUCGUUUAUACCGUGACAUUCUGUUGCCAUGAGAUCGGUGUUGUCUUAUCUUGUACGCCGAUGAAGACAAACUUCUGAAAAGAGUAAUGGGUUGUAAGUGGAACUCCUCGAGUUGACUCAUUUUUCUUGUAUAUAUGUUUUACAUCAACAGACCUACGAGAUAUAGAGUCACUUCAUCUUAUUCAGUCUAGCAUUCCUUAGACCUUAGGUCCUCCUGUGUCUACAGGCACAUUGGGCAGCGAGUUUCCAUCUGGGUCGAGUAGCUGCUGCCUCCUCAGCCUCUUCCCAGGUGAUGUUGGCCCUCUGAAAGGUUCUUCGCCAGGGGUUCUUUGGCCGACCUCUCUUCUGGCGGUCUACCUUUCUACGUUCCGGCAGAAAACUGGCGCUUGUACGUGUUAUGAACCCACUGUGAACCGUUUGUGUACAACCACACAACCCCCCCCCCAUCUUAGAAGUAGAGUGGUCCGACCCAGUAACCUCACCCUGGUGCUAGGAGUCCUGGAGGCAACACAAUAAAGUACGAAGCUCCUCAAAAGUCCAGUGUGGGACCUGCCAAUGUAACAGCAAGACACGCAUUGGAUUGGAUAGUAAACCAACCUAAUAAACUUUAUUGCUCAACAACUGUAACUGGUAGUACACUGUAUGGCAAAGAAGAAACAACAAGGGUAGAUACAUGAAUUAUACUGGAUAGUAUGAGCGUACACACCUGAUAAAAUGGUCAGCUAAAUGUACGUGUGUUUGAGUGGUGAUCAGUGCAAAGGUGUUUUCUACCUUCAAAAUGCUCCGUUUACUUUACCAUAGCAGAGUUUGCCGAAGGAAGGUUUGGUUAACUAUAGUGCAAACUUCGGCUUUGAAAGGCGAAGUUCUUCUUUACUUUGCCUAAUGGGUACUCUGAAAGCGUUACUUGACUGACUCUGCUAAACCGUAGCUGCGUAGGCGUAGCAAAAAAAGCAGACUGACGGAAAACUAAGUCUCCCUACUUAUUAGGUACUACAUGUACGUCGAUGUAGGCGUCAUAACACUCUGGUACUCUGGCACUCAAGAGUCGUUCCAGAACCAAAUACACGCAAAGAGACAAAAUCAAGAACGUACAAGAAGUGUAUAAUUGGUUGUACUGGUGAUGCCUUUGACAUGCUCGUCCCAGGAGAGAUCACUGGUAACAGCAACACCCGAACAUGCUUAACUUUUAACUCCUUCCACUGGCUGACCGUUUAAAUUGUGAUGGAUUUACCUGGACAUUACGGCAGCUUAUCAUGUGUUUGGGGGUUUUGUUUGGCGUUUGUGCAUGCUGUACGAUGUUACCCAUGAUUGUAAAGUAGUCACUGACCAACGAACACCGAUCUUUUGCGGCGAGCCCUGGUCUUUCAAGUGGCAGAAGAGCAUACCGUCUCGUUUGUGCAAUGCAUGAGCGCGUUUGCCUGUCGUUUAAACAUCAAAACAAAGUCAAGGUGUGCCCAUUUCUACCUUCAAGUUCAACCUUGAGGAACCGUGACCAGCCACGAAUCACUUACAGUUACACGCAGUUACAGUUACACCGGACGAACGAUCUUCUACACAACAUCUGAGCACUACCUUGAGAGAAGACCACCAUGAGGGUUCUCGGUGUCAUCUUGCUUGGAUGUACACUUCUCCUUCCAGCCAUCAGCAGCAAUUCACAAUCUGCUGAAGACCAUCGCCACCACUACAGCGAGCAAGCCCAAAGCGAGCCAACGGACCGACGCGCAGAUCCCCAGUGCAAGUAUGGCGGUGUGUACGACAGGGCGACGGGUCGGUGUAAUUGUUUUGACGUUGCUUGUACCCAUGAGGCCCAACCGCUCCCAGUGUGCGGCUCCAACGGGAAAAAAUACCCGAGCCGGUGUGCCAUGAAGGUCGCCGCGUGUUUGACUCAACAGCCCAUCCACAGCGUUGGCCACCCGCCUUGCGACCCUUCGGAAACAGGUCUUGACCGAUGCAAGUACGGCGGUGUGUACGAUGCGGAGACAGGUCGGUGUGAUUGUCGGCGCAUUUCUUGUCCGCACACUCUCCACCCGGUCUGUGGCUCCGACAGAACGCAAUACGACAGCGAGUGUGCCAUGAAGGUCGCCGCGUGUUUGACUCAACAGCCCAUCCACAGCGUUGGCCACCCGCCUUGCGACUCUUCUGACACAGACCCCAUUGGUGAGUACUGCAAAAGUGAAGAAGCUAAAGUCAUCAGUUCCUCUGAUUCCACUGAUGAGUACUGCAAAAGUGAAGAAGCUAAAGAAAAAGCUAAAGACAUCAGUUCAGAUGCUAUAGUCCGUUUGAACUUCGCUGGGAGAUUUCUUGCUGACGUCUCAACUUACAACAACAAUCGGACAAACUUCAACAUCAGCACGUUCGAUCCUCAGAGAGAUCCUGAAUGGAACCCAAAAGGAACCAAUGAUUUCCGGUUGGUCAACUGUUACGUGACGCAAGUCUGCCUCGCGGAUGGAACGUGCAGCACUUUGGACAAAACUGUUGGCAAACGUAUCAUAGGAUCGGACAGCACCACUACAGGCAAGCUGGUGGAUCUGGAUACAGAUGAUCAAACACAAUCUCAGAUAUGGGGCCUCCAGGUCGGCGUGGACGGGUUCUUCAAAGGGGAUUUUACACCACGGUCAUUCAACCACAUGCACGACGCCUGUGAAGGAUUGAAAUGCCCUACAGUGUCUGGGAUGACCCGAUUUUCUGCAAUUUUUUUUUCGACUUUGCAGAACGUGCAGUGGGUCGAGGAGUCUCUUUCAGAACAUUCCGAGUUUGUAAAGCAGGUCAUGUCCCUGCGUUGUAAGCCUGGAUUCCAGUUGCAUAUCAAACUCAACGUCUACAACAUGAUAGUGGUGUCAGAGUCUCCAGACUUUCCGUAUGGCCGAGUAACUGGGACCAUAUUUGCCAAAGUGUCAGAGACUCCUCAUCCUUAUGGUCCGUACAACAGAAUGCUGUGGGACCCCAGCGGAACUGGUGGUCGUCACGUGCCGUUCUACGUUGAUUCCAAAAGGAAUAAAGUAGUAUUGGACUUUGCCAAUAGCAUGACGUUUGACAUCAGAGGUAACGUGGUCGGACCAUCAGGUGGAUCCCUGUAUCUAACUCAAUGCAAACCAUUACCAAAACUUACUUUAUGCGAACUUCUGGAAGAGGCAUACAACCUGGGACAAAUUAACCUGGGUAGAAACGACUGGUUCAAUGUGACUGCUGGCAUAGUUGAGCUUUCAGUAAAUCCCAAGGCAAUUGAAAGCACACAAUUGGUGGUUAUUCAACAAAAAACCCCAACGCACUGUGAGCGACUGGUGGAGGAAAGACAAGAUGGCUUGUUCGUCCAGGCCAUUGACGAUCGUGUUGCGCGAAAAGAACCUGACGAGGAAUGGCAGAUGCAGUUUCGCACUUUCCGGUUUGGCAGGCUUGCUAAAGAGGUUUUCAUCAGGCCCAUUCAAACCAGGCCAAAUAAAACUAGGCAACAUGCAAUAACUAUUGACAGCACUGAACCAUCCAGCGACAACGGCAUUUUGACGAUAAAGUUCAAGUCCGAGGAUCCGGGGGAGCCGAGAAAGGAACAGCAACUAGACGGCCAGGUGUACAUGUACGAUAUAAUGGCCAAGAUGGGAGACGACGGAUCAGAAUUCACGGUUCUGGACUUAACUGUCGCAGUCCAUCUGUUUUCACAGUACACUUUCACCGAAGGUGAAGUGACCUGGUACGAACAUGUCUACCCGAUAUUCCAGCAGUACGCCAAUCUCUAUCCCUCCAUGAAGCAAAUAAUCAACCUUGCAAGCUACGAUGAUGUUAAAUGGAAAAUGAAGUUACUCAAACACGCUCUCAAUCUUCCUGAAAAGGACCCAAAUUACAUGCCGGUGACCAGGGACCUAUCUAAAAACAAACGAAGAAUGAUCUUGUCCUGGUUAGACGACCCAAAAUUGGGCACCCCCACCAACACCUUAGAGGAACUAAAAAAGACCCUGCAGAUAGCACUACAGAUAGAACUGUCAACCAUUCCCCCAUAUCUGAGUGCGCUGUUCUCGAUAAAACAUGGCGAAAACAUAGAGGUGGCGGCCCUGAUCAAAAGUGUCGUUGUCGAUGAGAUGAAACACAUGACUCUGGCUUCCAACAUUCUGAACGCGAUCGGCGGUUCACCAAAUUUGAACAUCUCAUCUAUAGUACCGUCUUAUCCAGGACCGCUCCCGGGUGGCGCCAACCCUGGUCUCGUGCUAAAGCUUGCAAAAUGCUCACUGAACCAGAUCCGAACCGUCUUUCAGGGGAUAGAGAGGCCAAACUGUGAAAUGGUGGAUUCUGAUGUGGUUGAAUAUCUUCGCAUUAAUAAAAAACGUGUCAUGAAGUACAAAAGUGGCAAACCUGAGGGCAACACUGUGCAGGACAUCCUCAAACAUUGUCAAAAGAUAACAUCGUCAACACUAACGCCUCAGACCAUCGGUGCCAUCUACAUGAUUCAGAUUCUCUGUCCUAUGGCCCAACUGGAAAGGAACUUACAAAAGAAUGGCAACACUCUGUUCACAGGAGACAUUACAAAGCAAAUAACUUAUAGACAAUGGCUUGGCCACUACCACGAUUCCCCAUUUGCAGUGAGUGAUUUUGACAGUGCAGUAGAUGCCAUAACCAUCAUCGCUUCCGAGGGCGAAGGGAGUGAUCCUUGUCAUCCAUUUGAUGUGGAGACCAACAAGCUUUCACACUACUCCAAGUUUGCUGAGAUGGUGCAUGGACGGAAGCUGAUGGAAACAGGCCAACAAAACGAACCAUGGGCACCUUACUUUGAGAACUUUACCCCAUGUGAUGAAGAGGUAAAAUCGUGUAAAAUGACGUUCGGCUUCGUUGGCCGAAAGGUGCCUUUCUUCGAAGACGGUGUCUGGCCGACCAUUUCUAACCCGCGCACCAAGAGUUACCCUCCAGGCUCACAGGCUCGAAAAUAUUCUGACAACUUCAACAUGGUGUACACAGGCCUGCUGCAGUGUCUCCACGAAGCUUAUAAUGGAGCCCCGCAGAAGCUAAAGUGCGACUGCAUGGGCAUGAUGUCGUCACUAACUGCCUGGGGUAAAAGGCUGGUACAGACACCGAUAGACCCGAAUGGAGAUCCCGAGAUUGGGCCAAACGCAGCACCGACCUUUGAGUUUACUUUACUUAGCACUCCAUGAAAUCUUCUUCUACUUUGGCAGUUCAGUCUUGAAGACUAUCUAUGUCGCGCCUCUGGUGACCCUUCAUAUGGCUCGAAAGUCCGGCCUUGGUAUCACUCCAUGAUAACACGUUCCUUUAAACAGCACCAUGAAACCUCCACCGUCCCAUCAGCACCAUGAAACCACCACCGUCCCAUCAGCACCAUGAAACCAUCACCGUCCCAUCAGCACCAUGAAACCAUCAGCACCAUG